GAAGUGAUGGAGACAACGGCCCGCCACGUUCGCGGCCGUUUUAGCGCCCGCGGUGCUCUCCGGAUCCGACAUUUGCCCGUGAGGCAGCAGUCCCUUGGCGUCAGGGUUGUCGCGUCGGAGAUAAAGUCGGAGAAGGUGAACGAAUCUCUAGAACACGCCCGUAAGAUGGCGAGAAGGGCAGGAGCGAGUGGGGUCAAUCGAUAGCGCAGCGCUCGGCGCGGUGCCCUUUGUGCGUGCGCAGUGAAGGUGCGCCCGGAGCGAUCGAUCGGGCAGGAUUCGCGUCUCCAUUUUUCUAGGAGAGAGCGGGAGACCGAGAGAGCAGGACGAGCAGCUGGCAGGGAAAUUAUCUUCCUCUUCGCCAAGAUGUACAGAACCAAAGUGGGCUUGAAGGAUCGCCAGCAGCUCUACAAGCUGAUCAUUAGCCAGCUGCUCUAUGACGGCUACAUCAGCAUUGCUAACGGCCUCAUCAAUGAAAUCAAGCCUCAGUCUGUCUGUGCACCCUCGGAGCAGCUCCUGCACCUUAUCAAACUAGGAAUGGAAAACGAUGAUACUGCAGUUCAGUAUGCAAUUGGUCGGUCAGAUACAGUUGCCCCUGGCACAGGAAUUGACCUGGAGUUUGAUGCAGAUGUCCAGACUAUGUCCCCAGAGGCUUCAGAGUAUGAAACAUGCUAUGUCACAUCCCAUAAAGGCCCAUGUCGUGUAGCUACCUAUAGUAGAGAUGGGCAGUUAAUAGCUACUGGAUCUGCUGACGCUUCCAUAAAAAUACUUGACACAGAAAGAAUGUUGGCCAAAAGUGCCAUGCCAAUAGAGGUCAUGAUGAAUGAGACUGCACAGCAGAACAUGGAAAACCACCCAGUGAUUCGAACUCUUUACGACCACGUGGAUGAAGUCACGUGUCUCGCUUUCCACCCAACGGAACAGAUCCUUGCCUCUGGUUCAAGGGACUAUACUCUUAAAUUAUUUGAUUAUUCCAAACCAUCUGCAAAAAGAGCCUUCAAAUAUAUUCAGGAGGCUGAAAUGUUACGCUCCAUCUCUUUUCAUCCUUCUGGAGACUUUAUACUUGUUGGAACUCAGCAUCCUACUCUUCGACUUUAUGAUAUCAACACAUUUCAGUGCUUUGUCUCUUGCAAUCCUCAAGAUCAACACACUGAUGCCAUAUGUUCCGUUAAUUACAAUCCUAGUGCCAAUAUGUAUGUGACCGGCAGCAAGGACGGCUGCAUCAAGCUGUGGGACGGGGUUUCAAACCGCUGCAUCACAACCUUUGAGAAAGCACAUGACGGUGCUGAAGUGUGUUCCGCCAUCUUUUCCAAAAAUUCAAAAUACAUUCUGUCAAGUGGAAAAGACUCUGUAGCUAAACUUUGGGAAAUAUCAACAGGACGAACCCUGGUCAGAUACACAGGUGCUGGCUUGAGCGGACGACAGGUGCACCGGACGCAGGCCGUUUUCAACCACACGGAGGACUACGUGCUGCUGCCUGACGAGAGGACCAUCAGCCUCUGCUGCUGGGACUCAAGGACGGCCGAGCGCCGGAACCUGCUCUCGCUGGGCCACAACAAUAUCGUGCGCUGUAUCGUGCACUCGCCCACCAACCCCGGCUUCAUGACCUGCAGCGACGACUUCAGGGCGCGGUUUUGGUACCGGAGGUCAACCACGGACUAGAGCCGCCGGCGUUAAACAGGGUUCUUGUCUCGAGGACUCUGCCCCUCCUUGCCCGUGUGUCCCGUCAUCAGCCUCAGUAGUAAGUCAUUGGACCAUCUUCGGCAGCUGCGCUGCCACCUCUGCGUCCUUCUGGGAUUUGUAUGAAAGAAUUUUUUUUACCUUGAUGGAGAAUCAUGGUGGAAAAAGUUGGAAACACAGAUCUGUACGGUUGUUCUGCAGUCACUGAUUAUUACAGUGUGAUUUUCAUCAGUUUUGUAAAUACAGGACUUGCUAUUUCCCUUGAUCAUUUGAAGAAGGAUAGAGUAUUCAAGUGCUUUCUAGAUCUCAAGUGGAUCUGUCAUGAGGAAUGUUCAUCUGGAUAUUUUGUCAACUUUUGUGCCUGUUCUACAUCCCCUUUGUACAUUUCCUUUCAAAAUACAUUUUGGCAGAUAUGGGGGCAUAUGGCUCUGAGAAUCAAGAGUUCUAUGCCAUAUUACAACCAUGUUAGAAAAUCGAUAGUAUCAAUUCUAUCCUAAAGUGACAUCAUUCUGAUAAUAAAGUUCAGAUCUGUGACAUUACUGUUAACACAUUUUUCACUUAAUUGAAACUAAUGGCCAGCUUUUCCUGAAGAUUUAUAGAAGGUAUAUCUCCCAUCACACGUCCCACAUUAUCCUUUCACAACCUAAAAUGCUUGUCCUCAGUAAAUGUGUUUCUGAUGAGAUUACUACCAUUUGAUAGGAAACAUUGAAAACACAUCCAGUGUAAAAUCAAAAUUAGGUGAGCCCGCUGAGCCCGAGGUGUUGCUCGCAGGUGUUGCUCAUCUUCAGGAAUGAUUACUAUCGAUUGACUUCGUUCUUAUGUAAUUUUAAAUCUUAUUUUUCAGUUCCCUUCAGCAUGAGCUGUAACUACUCAUCGUGGAUACACCCAGCAGCUGCACUCUCAGAAGUUUUUGUUUUUUUUUUUUUUUUGCAAUUAACAAACUAAUACAGGUUUUCUGGUUCUUGAAACUUUUUAGGCAGUGACAGUGGUUCUCUGGAUUCAACUCUAGCUAGGUCAGAGAGCCCUGAGCUCCCCUUACAGAGAGAAACUUUGGUUUAUCAUUAUCUCCCAAUACAAAUACCUCAUGGUCUGGGUAGGAGUACCUAGAAAUACAGUCUGGGAUCAUUUGAUAAAGAUAUGAAAUAUAUUAAAGUAAUUGUCUUAUGUUACAGGAAUUUUAUAGUCUUCUGAAGUUUACUGUAUAAAAAUUCUGCUUUAGACUUCAUCCUUAAGGAUCAUUUUAACUCUUUGGUUUAUAAAACCAUUUUCAGCAUUCUUAACGUGUUAAGUCACAUGUUUUAGUUCAGAUUUCCAAAGAGCUAUAUUUUUUGGUCCGUAGUGAGUUUAAAUUUAUUUUGUGUUCUCAUUCUGUGGUAUUUGAGCUUGGCCAUCUGUGGGUGCUCUUCUUGUACGACCGAAAGAAACCUAUUGAAUAGAAACAAGGAUAACCAAUUCUACCCCAAAAUUACCAACCAAAACUACCCACGUUUUCCAACUUUCAGCCUAUGAAACUAUAAAGCAAAGGUUCAACUUUUCUGCUUAUUCUCUCUGGCACACGCACUGGGAUGACCACACUGCACGCCUGAUACAAGUUCCAUUGGACCUUUUUAACUGUUCAUGAAUUUAAAUGAUACUGCCUACUUUUUCCAGCUUUUGGAAUAGUCUCAGCAAUAGAUCUGUAGUUUCAGGACUUCUGUUUACAAGAUCAAGAUGCUUUUGUGUGUUUCCAAAAUAGACUUCUUUUAAAAUUUUUUUUCUUUUAAAAAUCACAUUAAUGUUUGAAACUGGUGUAAAUGCCAGGGAUAUUACAUGGACUUGGUUUCAUCACAUCAUUAAUUGUACCGCUUAAUUUUACCACAUAACACCCUGACAUUCAGAUGGUGAGUAAUAUCCAGUUAAGAUAAGAACUCAUAACAUCUAUGUUAUUUUUUAAAGAUAUGUGAUUUCU
Molecule: messenger RNA, 3625 nt
Organism: Mesoplodon densirostris (Blainville's beaked whale)
Lineage: Eukaryota; Metazoa; Chordata; Mammalia; Artiodactyla; Ziphiidae
Gene: CSTF1
Product: cleavage stimulation factor subunit 1
Exons: 6
Coding region: 364-1659 (431 amino acids)
Biological process (GO): mRNA 3'-end processing
Cellular component (GO): mRNA cleavage stimulating factor complex
Molecular function (GO): protein binding; RNA binding
Source: RefSeq, a predicted model, not a curated record